Molecule: messenger RNA, 357 nt
Organism: Postia placenta MAD-698-R-SB12
Lineage: Eukaryota; Fungi; Basidiomycota; Agaricomycetes; Polyporales; Adustoporiaceae
Exons: 4
Coding region: 1-357 (118 amino acids)
Source: RefSeq, a predicted model, not a curated record
AUGGCCGCCGUGAACCCCGCGACAGAGAACCCCGCUAUCGCUGAUGCGACGCCGCUGUCGGAGGAUGGCUCGCCAUUGACCGAAGCGAGCACCCCAGAAGCUCCGUCAGCUCUCCAGCUGGAGGACAAGGAGCUGUCAGUUUCAGCCACGACAGGUGAAGGUGUUGCGCUUCCGUCCACGAGGGUCCCUGUUGCUCCUGACAACGACGAUGAAGAGGGCGAUGACGAUGAUGACGACGAUGAUCCUGAAGAGCUUGAUGACAUAUGGAUCCUCAGGGGACCGCCCACUCCCGUCACAGUCGCCAUAAAGCAGAAGCCUAAGCCUCCGCCCAAGCCUAAGCCUCCGCCCAAGCCGUGA